Periconia digitata is the source of this 2388-nucleotide messenger RNA. NCBI's taxonomy places the organism in Eukaryota, Fungi, Ascomycota, Dothideomycetes, Pleosporales, Periconiaceae. The record is from the annotation of a GenBank genome assembly.
ACGCAUCCCCGAGCCCGCUAGACCCCAGCCAAGCAGGCGAGCUCGUCUACGAGAUGGCAUCCAUCCAUCCAUCUCAUCAACUCGACCCGUCUGCCUGCCUGCCUGACCCCCUCGUCGGUCAAGGCUGAAUCCCUCGCGUCUCCAGUCCAGUCCAGCCCAGUCGUCCCUCUCCCAGCGCGCACACUCCUUCAGCCCUGACACGCCCGUCUCUGUCUGUGUGCACUACUGUGUACAUCACUCAACUGCUUACGUCUCCGCCGCUUCCAUCUCAUAAUCCACCUCCACACCACACAUCACACCCCAUCCCCUCCCAUCACAUCCCACUCGCUCGCUCGCCCACCCGCCUCUGCCUGCACGCUCGUCCGCGCAACUACACUCGUUUAUCCCCACCCAGAACCGCUCCGAGCACCCGCGCAAACCGUCUCAUACACAUAUGCCACGACCAUCCCGUGACUUUGUUCGCCUUGUUCUUCUCCCAGCCUGCCUUUAACUUGGAUCCAUCUGCCUUGUUCUUCUUGCACCACACCACUACCGCCAGCGUCGCCGCCUUUUGCUGCAUUGCUCUCCCCCUCAUCCUUCGUCGUCAGUCGCGCUCGCUAGCUCGCCUGGUUACGUGACCGCGACCGUCCCAAUGGUCCAGCGUACCGAAUCAAAACGCUACAUCAACCUCGACCAGAAUGCCGACGAAGGUACGGCGUGGUACUGGCGCUUCAUAGCCAUGGCUGCCUCGUGGAUGAUCCUGGGCGGUUAUCUGAUCUUGCCAGGCCUCUAUUCCAAAGAACAUGAUCUCCGCUUCAGCCAGGCAGUUCUAUCCGUCUUCGUUGUCGCAUUACUCACAGCCGGCUAUUCUUUCACCGCACUGCUCUGCUUCGCAUGUCGCAGCGAAGUCUUCCAGGCCGAGUCCAUCUUCCUUCCCGCUCUCACAUCUUCCGCCCUCGGCCUCCUCGCCCUGGCCUACAACUUCCUAUCCUCGCGCGCCUAUGUCUGGAAUACUGCCGCCAUAUCCGCCACCGUCAUAUCCGCCACGUCCACCGUCAUGUACGCUUGCCUACUGCUCUGGACUCACCGUCGCAUCGUAAAACUGAAAGAAAAUGCCUCCAAGGAUUCCAGCCUCUGGUCCGAGCGAUCCUACUAUUCCAAUUAUGUUGCCAACAUGUACCCGACUGCAUCGCGCUCGCCAUCUGCUGCCCCCGCCAUCCCAUUAAGCGAAGACGACCGCAUCAACCAACAAAUGGCCCUCCUCCUCAUGAACAAGGAACCCAACCCGAGCCCUGACGCAAGCAGCGCAACAUUCAGAAUCGACUUACCAGAUGAUAGGGAGGAAAGGGAGCGGUUAGCAAAUAGCCAAGAGCUGAACGGGUCCUUUUCUCACACACAACAAACCUCUCAAUGGACGCGCGAGCGAGCGCACAGUCGUCCAGACAGUUUGGGAGAAACUCAAGCUUGGACUGUAUGGCAGGAUAGAGGACGAGCACCCAACCGACCCUCAAGCGUCGGUGGGCAAAGCUCUCACUCGCGAGGUCCGAGCCGAGAAGAAAGAAGACGAGAAAUCGAACUUGGCCGGUACAAUCCUUGAUGACUACCGGUUUUCCAUUCUCGCACUAACUUUCCUCGACUUCAUCGGCCAACGGCUAUUUCGGUUCCAUCUACUAUUCGUCCUGUCUCGGAUUUUCAUUUCCUUUCCCUUUGUUUUCAGCGUCGGUGUUUCAUUCGGAAUAAGUGGGUUAUAUCAAGGAGUUAUCAUGGACUAGGCUGUCCUUUUUUGGGGGGAUGAUUUCACGGUCUGCGCAUUCUUAGUGUCCGGUUCGAAAUGUGAAGCAGCGUUGGAAUACCUGCUGCACCAGGAAGAGGUGGCUUGCUAAUCAGUCGGGAGGUGAGACGAAGGAGAGUCUGCUUCCGCGAUAACUUGUCCAUUUGCGAAGGCCCUUCUCUUGGACCAUGUCAUCUUUUUCCCUUUGACAUAUACCAUCAUACUCUACACACAUCGCACUUUGUCCUGUCAUACUAUAUCAUAUCAUACUAAAUAAAAUAACUUAUACUGUAACACUCUGCUCAUCUUUGUAGUUCUCUACGGGUGUCCUCCGAUCACUGCUUUUGCUUGUUGCAAUCUUGCGACUGCGUUGUAAAAACUGCAACUUUUUUUUUUAGUAAUCGCUUUGUUUUGGGGUGUCUUACCAUUGCAGUAAAAAUCGCGUUGUGAGAACACACAAACUCCAACCCUAAAAUCUAUUUAUUGUAGUUCGAUACUGUAAAAACUCCGUAAAUAACGAUAUGCUACCUUCGUGUCGCCCCCAGAACAAGAUGCGAUUUCUUCACCCACUCGUAUCGUCUCCUUUGCCUUCUUCAGCCCAUAAUGUUUCUCAUAUUUUCCCUUUCUCUCUCUCUUUU